Molecule: messenger RNA, 8586 nt
Organism: Apis florea (little honeybee)
Lineage: Eukaryota; Metazoa; Arthropoda; Insecta; Hymenoptera; Apidae
Biological process (GO): telomere maintenance
Cellular component (GO): nucleus; chromosome, telomeric repeat region
Source: RefSeq, a predicted model, not a curated record
UUAUAUAUGUACUUUGCAAACUCGCCGGGAAUGUAAAACGUUAAACUGUUAUAUGAUUAUACUUCCAGUUGUAUGUAUCUCUUUUUAAAACAAACUCACUUUUGUUGCUUGCGUUGUGAUAUCUUGGCGGCAAUAGAAAGGAGAGAGGGAAAAGAAGGUAGGAGAAAGGUAAAAGUAAACAGUGAAAUGAAGAAAGAAUUAAAGUAGAAGGAGGAUAAUUUUUAAAGAUAUUAAAACGUCUGUAAAAGACAAUUCCCAAAAGGAAUCAGUAAACGAUUCCAUUUUAAUGUUCAUGUAAAAUAUUAAUAGUAAGGUUGUUGAAGACCUUAUUGUAAAUUCAAGAUUUUCGCAGAAAUUUUCUUUGUAGACACAUUUGUGAUGUGAUGAACGAGAUUUUAUUGAUGUAAUUCUUUGCAAUACAAAGACUUGCAGAAUGGCUUCUAAUAUGCAAUCUUUCCCGCGAAUGCUGAAAAUGUUGCGGGAAAAUAGCAAUAUCAAGGAAAAACGUGAAGCUUUAACCUAUAUUCGCAGUAACAGCAAAAAAUUAGAAUCUACACAAGUUAUUAAAGAAGAACAAUAUAAAGAAUUAUGUAAACUAAUUGUAGAUGCAUUUGCAAAUGGAAAUAAUGACAUUCAAAAUGAAGCAUAUGAAACAUUAAAUGUAGUUAUCCAAGAGUUUAAAGAUCAUACUUUGAAUCUAUUUGAAGCUAUAUCACAGAUAAGUCGAAAACAUAGAUUAAAAAUUCUAAAAUUAUUAGAAGUAGUUGAAGAAAAUGCUAUAUCAACAUUUGUACAUGAUCCACAUGCUGUAAAUUUUUUUAAUAAUUGUAUGUGUGCAGUACAAACAAAUACAAUGCCAUGGAUUGCACCAACUGCAUGUGUAGAUAAUCUUCAAGCAUUAAUAGAUGCUGAAAGUAAAUUUUCAGAUGACCAAAGAUUAGAAGAAGAAACAGUUAAUUAUUGCAUAACUUUUUUAAGAAGAUUAUAUAAAAUGGCUGCAGUAACAUCAGAUAUUAAAGUUCAAAGGUUUAAUGCAAUAUUAAUAGAUAAAGUAAUGGUAUUAGCUUAUAUGGGACAUAAACGACAACGAGGUCCUGCUUUAAAACUUUUACAACAAGCUCUAACUGCAAAUAUAUUACCACAUGUUCGUACCAAACUAGCAUCUGCAUGGACUCGAUAUAUAGAAGCAAUACAGUCUACAUACUGCAAACGUAUGUUACUUUUAGUAUCUGCAUGUGAAUUAGAUUGGGCUACACAGUGGAAUGUUAGCAUCCAGUUCCUUGGUGUGGAUCUUCACCGUGGUGCUGGUUUAAUAAAUAAUUUAUUAAGUGUAGAAGAAAAGGCAUUUAAAUCUACUGAUACAAUUAUACGCAGGCAAGCAUUCCUUUCAUGGAAAUUAUUGGUGGACAAUUUUGCCUUAGACCCACAUGAACUUGCUAGUGCUAGAAGAAUAAAGUUGUUAUGUAUUCCAUUAAAUGCUAAAAAUAGUAAGACUGAAUUAAUAGCAUUGACAAAAUUGGAGGUCUGGUGGCAUGUGAUCAUUAAACUUUAUAAAGAUAUUUCUAAAUUUGUUAAUCCUGUAAUUACACAAUUCCUAAACUUUUGUUUUGGACCUCUUGGAGAUACACCAUUAUUAUCUUCGAAAUUUGACAUAGUAGCUUCUCCAGGAAAAAGAUUCUUUAAAACAAAAGUUGUUGCAGUAGAUGCUUUAUAUCAAUUUCUUGUUUCAAAGCAAGAAAAUCAUACUGCUCCAGUAUUGGAAGAAAGACUUCCAUAUCCUAUAUCUGAUGCUAUUUUUCAAGAAUGUUAUAAAAGUAUAAUUCAUAGUGUAGGAGAAGUUCUACUUGUUUUUAGUCAACUUACAGAUGAAGAAAUGAAAAACAGAUAUCAAGUUGGUAAAAUAUUAUGGAAAAGUUUAGUCAAUUAUAUACGCGAAUCAAAAUUGGAAGAUAAGUCUAUUAUGUACAAGGAUAUAACACUAGUUAUUACAGAAUUAACAAAUUAUGUUAAAAAUAAACCAAUGAUUAGAAAUUUAAUUCUUGAUACAAUUUUAUUUGAAAUUGCUGAUUUAAGUACAGAUUUUAAUUUUCAAGAUGAUACAUUAUCAAAGUUGGUAUUUAAACUUAUACAAAUUCCAAUUUUAAAUGAAGCUAAAAAGGAUCAUUAUAAUGCAUUAAAAUGUCUUUUCUGGCAAUGUAUUAAAUCUCAAAAGAAAAAUAUCUAUUAUUCACAUGCAUUUAAUUGCUUAAAAGAAAUGUAUGAAAAAUUACAUGCACUAUUAAAUAUAGCAAAUAAAAAUGAAUCUAUCAUUUUUGAAUUAUGGCUUAUGUUAGGAGAUGUGUUAGGAAAAUAUAUGAGUGAUAUUCAAGAAAUUAAUGAAGGAAAUACUACAGAACAUAAUUUAAAGACUGUUCAAUCUAUUGUAGUAUUUCCAUUUAUAUAUAUACAUUUACAAGAUCAAAAACAAAUUCAAGAAUUGGCAAAAGCUUGGAAAUAUUUAUAUAAACAUUUUGAAAUGCGAACAGACCUUAUAACAACUGUAAAAUCUAACGAAAUUUUAUUAAAUAUUGCAAGUAUUAUGCAACAUUCUAUAACAAAAAACAAAGAAUCUCCUUAUCUUACUAUACACUGUUUGGAUAUUUUAUUAAGCACUAUCAACUAUAAGUUAUUACUGGUGAAUACAGAAAUUCCAUCUGUUAUACAUCUUAUUGUGGAUCUUGUAUUAUAUUUUUUAUCUGAAAAAGAAGCUAAAGAAUGUGAACUUGCUCUUAAAGCAAUGUCAGCUACAAUUAUUACUAUUUAUGGACAUAAUCCAGAAAAAAUAACACCAUAUUUGCAAGUUUGUAAAUCUGUAAUUGAACUUAUACUUCAGUCUGAAUUAGAAAUGUUAAACAAAGAAAUAGCAAAUACAUGGGAAAGUAUAAUUAGCAUUUUUAAAGAACUUGGUAAAGUGAUAAAUUAUGAUCUUUUUUCAUCUUAUAAAAAACUUAUUAUUCAAGCUUUAAAUCAUUCAAAUGUUGAUAUUCAAAUUCAAACUGCAUCUCUCUUUGAAUCAAAAGAUGUAUUCAGUGAUAGCAUUAAAUUAUUGUUGGAAGAGAUAGAAAAAGAAACAGGAAAAGAAGUAUUAAAUAUACUAGAAAUUACAAAAAAGGAACAUGCUCAAAUUGAGAAAUUAAACCAAGUAAAAAUAGUUGGUAGUUUUUUAAAAGGAUCUAAUAGUCCAAAGUUGAUAGUUAAAGAAUCAGAUAAAAAUAUGGAUAAAAAUACAGAAAAGAAAAUAUCAAUUGAUUCUGAUUCACAGGAUUAUGUCUUUAUUAAAACAGAUUUAAAAUUUGAUGUUAAUCGUUUAACGGAACAUCAAAAAGAGUCUUUAAAACGUAGAAGAGAAGAUAUACCAGCAUUAUAUAAUGAUUUAUCGCAAUCUUCUUCACAAGAUACUCAAAAUUUGCAAGAAUGGUUUGAUAAAAAAAAUAAAAUUUUUGAAGAAACAGAAAAGGAACAUAAUAAAAAAGAUAAUAUAUCAAUAAAAAAUAUCUUGGAUGACGAUGCAAAUAAAGAAAACAAAAUUGAAAUACAAGAAUUAGAAACAAUUAAUAAAUCAUUUAUUGAAACUGAUACAAAAUCAAUGGAUAAUGUUGAACGAAAUAUAACAUUAGAAUCUGUACAAAAGACAAAAGUUACUGUAGACAAUAAUGAAAUUUUACUUAUAGAAAAACCGGCAGUAGUAGAAAAUGCUUAUGACAAUGCAGAAGCAAAAACUUCAGCAGAUUUUGUAUCGAAAAACUUAGAUACUAAUAUCCAAGAAGAAUUGUUAAAAAAUAAAGAUGACCAAAGACUAUCUCCGUCUGUAUUAGAUAAUAGUAAGCGGCGCAAUCGUUUCAAUAUUACUGUAAAAUCUACUUUGCCAAGAUCGGAAGAAAUUGUUAGUAAUCAACCAGAACAAUAUUCAAGUACAACUGAAGUUUUGCAAAGAACGUUAAGGACAAAAAUAAUUCAAAGCAAGUCUGAAACAACCAAUAAACAAAAAGCUUCGGAAAACAUGGAAAAUAAAUCGACCAAAGAGGAUAGAAAAGGUAUUAAACGUAAAUUGGAUAACGAAAAUGAAGGAACUAAUCUGCGUCAACGGAAGAAAUUGAUGGAUACGACUAGUGAUGUUGAUAGCUGUAAAUCUUCAGAAAAUGAUAAAAUUUCGAUAGAUGAAGCGAAUUUGAGUCAACGUACCAGGAAUGAGAUAUCUCGUUUACGUAUAAAUAUGGUAUUUGACAGUCCUUUAUCAACUAGUCGUCGAUCUAAGAGUCACGAAGAUAAUAAUAAAGAAUUCGUUGCUAAAAAAUAUUCAGUAGAAAGCAAAGGUGCUAAAUUAAAGACUGGAGACAUAAAAGUAAGUGACAUGAGGAAAACUCAAAAACUUAAUGACAAAGAAUUAAAAGUUAAGGCCAGACCAGGAAGAAAAAGAUCUGAUGAAAAAUAUUUAAUAAAAAAGGAUAAAAAAAAUGAAUCGGAAGAGCAAAAAAAAGCGGAAGAAAAGAAAAAAGAAGAAAUUAAAUAUGUAGAAGUUAUUUCCAAAAAUACAACGGAUAAUAAAUGCGAUUCAUUUGAUAUCGAAAAAUCUAUUGAAUCUAAUGAUGAUGUUAAAUUCAAUGAAAGUAAAAGUAACACUCAGGAUGAUAUAGAAGAUGUAAUAGAAGAUUCACAAGGAUUAUCAAAAUUAGGCAGAAAUAAAUUGUUAAAAGUAAAACUUGAAAUCAAUAAAAUUGAAGAUAUAAAAAAAAAUUCACAGGAUAGUAAGAAUGAAUUAAAAGAAGAUAAAAUUAAUGUUGAAAUAGUUAAUAAUAAUAAUAACAACAACAAUAAUAAUAACAACAACAAUAAUAAUCAUAAUAAUCAUAGUAAUAAUAAUCAUAACCAUAAUAAUAUAGAUGAUAUUAAAUCAGAUAGUAAUAUACAAACUAUGAAUCAAGAUCAUGAAUCUAUUGAAGGAAAAAGUCAAAUUCAUGAUGAUAUGGAAGAUAUAAUAGAGAAUUCACAAGAAUUACCUGAAUUAGAGAAAAAAUAUGAUGAAAAGCAAUAUUUCAUAAAAAUAAAUAGAAUUGAAGAUAUUUCUUCUUCAGUGAAAUGUCAUGAAGUUACAAUUGAAGAUAAAGAAGUAUCUGAAAUUAUUUCAAAUAAUUGUGAUAAUGACAAUACUGAAGUUCCUAAAGAUAAUAUUAAGGAAUUUGAAGAAACCAAUGAAAUUAAUAUGAUUGAACCAAAGAUUUCUUCUUUUGUUAUUGAAAAUAAUUUAUGUGAUAAUGAAAAAGAUACUAUAGUUGAUGUGCAAAAAAUAAAUGACGGAUUAGUCUCUAAAUCUUUACUCGAGUUUUCCUCACCUAAAAGUACUAUGAAACGUCAGGCAAAAUUUAAAUCCUAUUCAUCUUAUUCAACACAAGGACGUGCUGCUCAUAUGAUAGGAUUAGUAACAAAACAAGCUAGAAUGGAAAGCGAAUCCUGUGUUAUAAAUUUAGAUGAUGAACUAGUAAGUAAAAAAAUAAAAUCCAAAGAUACAGAUAAUGAUAUAUUGCUUGGAAAGAAAGAACAAGGAUCUGUAUUGAAAGAGGCUGAUAAAAUAACAGCAUUAUGUAGUAGCAGACAAGAAAAAAUUUUUAGUAAUAUGAGAUCAACAGAUUAUUGUCCUUCACCUCCAAUAAAAUUAUUUUCUAAUUUGAAAAAUGAUGGAGAAAAAAUUUUCUCAAAAACAGACAAAUCAAUAGAUAAUGCACUUGUACAAAAUGAUACACAAACUGAUAAAAUAGGAGAAGAAACUGUACUUGAAGCAGAUGAAUUACCAAUUUUGGAAUGGUCAAAUGCAAAUCCACCUUCAUUAAAUGCAAGUCCAAGUGCAAGUAUAUUAAAACGUCAACGACAAUAUUUUCCAGAACCUGAUUCAGAUAUAACUCCUAAUAAGAGAAAGAGAGUAAGUUUUGCGGAUCCUCCGGUUUCGAAAGAAAUGGGAUAUGAGAUUACAUCUACUGAUUCACCUCAUAAAAUUAAUAAAUUUACGUCACGUGGAUUAUUAGCACGUAAGGAUUCGUCAUUAAGAUUAAAACAAAUUAAACAAAAAUUAACAUCAGUUGAUUCAGAUAAAUUAGAAAAAAGUGAAGAAAUUGAUAUGACAAGUGUAUCUGAAGUUGACUUACAAUGUGAAAGAGAAAAUGAAUUAUUAACAAAAAUAGCUGAAGAAUUAGAAUAUUCAGAGAAUGUCACAAUAGAUAGUGAUGUACAAACAUCAUGUGAUUCUGCAGAAAAUGAAUCAAUAAAUACCGUUCCUAUAGUAGUUAAUAAAGAUAAUAAUAUUAAAAUUAACAAUUUAAAUGUUGAAUUUGAAAUUACUCAACAUAUAGAAUCAACAUCUAUGAAUAAAAUAGAUCAAAAUAAAGAAGAUAAAAUUUUAGAAAGAUCAAAAAAUAGUAUUAAUUUAGAAAAUAAUGAUUCAGCAACACAAACAGAUAUAUUUGGAGUAGAUGCAAAAGAAACUAGUACAGAGACUUCUAUUAAUAUUGAUACAAGUGCUAUACAAAAUACAUCUAUUAAAAAUAAUACAUUAGAUCUGCUUAAAUUCAAUAUUGGAAAUAAUUCUAUAAUAGAACAUUCAUCAGAAAAAUGUAUAAAUUCUGAAAAUUUAGAAGAUACAGCAGAUGCAUCAAAUCUUACUGAAUUGAAUUCUUCUGCAAAUUUAGAUGAAAUCUUCUGUGGAAAAUUAAUAAGAACUAGUACACAAUCAACAGAAAAUUUACAUGAACAAGAUACUUUACCAGUCACUGAUUCAGUAUUUGGUAGUUUACCUUUGAGUCAAGAUAGUCAAUGUACAAAUGAAUUUAAUGUAGAAAUUUCACAUCCAGAAUUAUUAGAUUCAAUUCAACCUAUAUAUCCUACAUUAAUAUCGUGUAAGGAACCUAUAACAUCUAUCAUUGAACAUUUGACUAAUCCUCUUUGGGUGCAACAUUUAUCUACAUAUUUUAUAAAUAGAAAUAUUCAAUCUAUUGGUGAUCUUGCACAAUUAUCUGAACGUGAAAUAAAUAGAAUACCAGUUAAAGGUAAUUCAAAACUUGAAUUUGUAAAAAGUGUAUUAAAAUGCUUUGAAAAAAAAUAUGUUUCAAAAGAAUUAAAUAAUACAAUGGAAAAUGUAGAUAACGUUUUAAACAAUGAAAUAUCACGUUCUGUAAAUAUUAAUGUACUUUCAUCUACACUGAAAGUAUCUCAAGAACAAGUAUUACAAGACAUUACAACAAAUAUUGAUGAUAUACAUAAUAAAGUAAAUCAUAAUGUAACAUUAAAUCAACCAAGUUCUAGUAAAAUUUGUGACGUUGUUAUAACCGACAAGAAUAUAGAAACAACUGUAUCAAAAUCAUCAGAUAUAACGUCAUCAGAUAUAAUACAAAUUAUAAAUGUACCAAUGUCACCUAAAAUAAUUACUGCUUCUACAUCAGAAAAUAUUAUUGGAAAUUCUACUCCUUUUGUUAGAAGUGCAAUAUCAUCUAUACAAACAACAAAAACUGUUGGAACUUGUACUAGUAGUGAUUCUAUUUAUCUAUCUAAGACAGGAGUGAAUAAAGCAACAAAAUCGGUCGCAGCACAAAUGGCUUUGGAAGAUUUAUUAGAUGAAAUAGAUGUUAACUUAGUGCUAGAAAGUGCAGCAAGAAGAUGCACUCCAGAUAAACUUCUUAUCCAAUAUAAGGAUAAAAUGAGACAUGUAUCGCAGGUAGAAUUGGAAACUGAAACUAUCAAAAUACUUGGCGCUGAAAAUAGAAAGAAUUGUAAUGAAAUAACAUUGAAAGCAGCAUGUCGCGCUUGUGGAAUAAACAAAGUUUUACUUCGACUUCCUGAUAUUUUCAGUACUGACAAACAAUUUUUCGUAAAAGUAUUAAAUGCUUACAAAAAAAAGAUAAAGACUAGUGAUUGUAUGGAUAUUCUUGAUUUUAAUGAAGUUAAGGACGCUGUUUGUCAAAAAUGUACAUCUUCAGAAUUUGCUGAAAUGUUAUCCAAAAAAUUAAAAGAAGAAGAGCAAGAAGGAAUAAGAAAACCCAUGACAGAGUUAUCUAGUUUAGAUGCAAUGUUGAAAAGAAUGCCAAUGGAUGUAAUCAUUAGCCAUACAGUAGCAAAUGAUGAAUUAAUACCGUCGCGUGUCGUUUUAGACAUAGCUUUACAAAAUAAUAGUCCAACUGAUAUAAUACAAGCUUUGGAAUCUCAGUCCUCUGUUGUUACUCAAAAUGUUUUCAACAAACUUUGGUCUUCCCAAUUUGCAGUCGAAUAUAUUAAUCAAUGUAAAUCUAAAGAGGAUUUAUUAAAGAUUUUCAAAGCAAUUAGCUUAAAACUCAGUCAGCAAGAUCUUCUUCAAGCAUUUUAUGAAUCUAUGAAUGUUAAAUUAAUGGUAAAGCAGGAAAAUGAUUAAAGAUCACAUUUACAUUUACAGAUCCUUCUGUAUAAUAAUUUUUAUCAUUAAUAUUGUUUAUAAACGUAAAUUGAUUCUCAAUAAUAUGAUCCUCGACAUUAAAAUGUAUUAUAUAUUAUUUUUUCUUCUUAAACUAAGUUUCAUGAAGAAAUCUUUUA